AUGUCAGUUCACGACCUCAAUCUAAAUUGUUUCGGUAAGAAGAAAGCAAUCACUAUGACCAAAGCUGAGAUGACACUUAAGAUCGGAAGACAAUUGUUAAACAAAUGGAUUUUCAUCAAACAAAAUGACGUCAACACCUGUUGCAUGAAUGAAAAACAAACAGAGCUUUUCCCUUCUUUCGUAACUAUUCUAGUUGCCUGA
Clunio marinus is the source of this 201-nucleotide messenger RNA. Lineage: Eukaryota; Metazoa; Arthropoda; Insecta; Diptera; Chironomidae. The record is from the annotation of a GenBank genome assembly.